GCGAAACCAAGCCCUCGAUCCUUCCACGCUUCCAGAGGGCUCCAGCCUUUGGGAGUCGGACUCACUCCAUCCUUCUCUUUCUUUUUCUAUUUUUUCUCCCCCAUCUCCACUUCCUGUAUUCCUCUAUUUCAUCUCCCUCUGUCGCCCAUCCACAACUCGGCGGGAAUCCGCAGCAGCUUCUUGCGGCGCGGCAUCCAUCUAUUCUUUAUAAUAUUAAAAUAGAAAGGAAGGAAAGAGAGAGGGAAAAAGAGGACACCGCUCUCGCUCUAUUUUUAUUCUCUCUCACCGCUCACCCGAGCAGAGCUCGGUUGUGAUCGGUGCAGAAAAUAUCCAGGUCCUUUUCCUGCUCUUGUCCACGACAUGCACCUGCAAUAAUAUACUUCAGCUCAUCUGCACCAUUUUCGCACCUAUAUGCUGGGAUUGAGAACAUAUUUGUGCAUUUGCACAGAAAAUUUGCAGGUGGCAUCACAUUGUUUCGUGAUGGAAUAAGUCUAGCUGUUAUGUUGUGGGCCUUACUGGUAACAGCAACAUAUCUGGAUUUCUUUUUGUGAGUAAAAUUGCAUUCCAAAUUUUCUGCAUGGAUCGCUUGGAUAUUGUUUCUCCUGUUGGGUAUAGAGACCAUAACAGUAAUGAUGUAUGCCAUGGACAAAACUUUAGGCAUCAGGAGCAAGGGCUGAAAUCUGAAGGUAUAGAAAAUGAUUCUACAGAAGUUGGGCGUGCAGACUCCAACCAUGUUGAUUCUGACAAAUUGACUACCCUAGCUGAGCAUGAUAAAAGCAUCAAACCAAAUUCUCAAAAGGCAGAUAUGAAGCAUGGUGCAAAAAAGAACUCAAAAAGAACAUUGCAGAAGGGAAAGAAGGCUUCUCAAAGUCUGAGAGGCAAAAGAUAUUUCUUAAGAUCUUCACUGGAUGGUGUUAGAGUUCUACGAUCAAUGUCAAAGGGGAAAAGCAAGACUCCUGCUGAGUCAGUAACUCCCCCUGUAAAUCCAACAACAAAAAGAAGAAAAAGGAGGGGAAAAGUAAAGGGAGCUUCAAAAGAUGAAUUUUCACUAACUAGGAAACGUGUAAGGUACUUGUUGACACGGAUAAACUAUGAGCAAAGCUUGAUUGAUGCAUAUUCUAGUGAAGGAUGGAAAGGUCAAAGCUUGGAAAAGCUCAGGCCUGAGAAGGAGCUUGAACGAGCCAAGUCUGAAAUUUUACGCUGCAAAUUGAAAAUUCGUGACUCAUUUCGGUGUCUAGACUCCUUGCUUUCUGCGGGCAGGCUUCAGGAAUCUUUAUUUGAUUCUGAUGGACAAAUUUGCAGUGAGGAUAUAUUUUGUGCCAAAUGUAGUUCGAAAGACUUAUCAGUUGAUAAUGAUAUCAUACUUUGCGACGGUGCUUGUGAUAGAGGGUUUCACCAAAAGUGUUUGGAUCCCCCACUUCUGAGUGAAAACAUUCCUUCUGGAGACGAAGGAUGGUUGUGUCCUGCAUGUGAUUGCAAGGUAGAUUGCAUUGACUUGCUGAGUGAAUUUCAGGGAAGUAGUGACCUGUCAAUUGAGGACUCGUGGGAGAAAGUUUUUCCUGAAGCAGCUGCUAUUGCAAAUAGUGACAAGCAAUAUGAUUUAUCCAAUCUCCCGUCAGAUGAUUCGGAGGACGACAACUAUGAUCCUGAUGUACUGGAAGUUGAUACAGAAGAUCAUAUGGAAGAAUCUAGUUCUGAAGAAGAUCAUGAAGAACAAUCAAGUUCUGAAGAAUCAUAUUUUACCUACUCAUCUGAGGAUUCAGGGCCUUCAGAGAAGAGAAAACAUUACGAGGAUAUUGGAUUAUCCUCUGAUGAUUCAGAAGAUGAUGAUUAUGACCCUGAGGGUCCAGAUCCUGAUAAGGAAAUCCAGAAGGAAAGUUCAGGUUCGGAUGAAUCAGACUUCACGUCGGAUUCUGAUGACUUCUGUGCUGAGCUUAGCAAGAGUGGAGGUACUGAUGAAGUUUCAGCUUCUUCAUUACCAAAUCUCAAGCCAUUAGAACCUUCUGGUGAAGGAGAACGUGUGAGUGAUAGAAAUGAAAAUGCAACAAAUUCUGAGCAACCUUCCAUGUUGGAGCCAGACCCGAGCCAAAAGAAUGCCUUACCUGUGUCAGGAAAAAGGCAGCGUGAUCGUUUAGAUUACAAGAAGCUAUAUGAUGAGACUUAUGGUAAAGCAUCUUCUGAUUCAAGUGAUGAUGAAGACUGGUCUGAUAAGAAUGCACUGAAAAAAGGAAAGAAAGAUGACCAUGUAGAAGAGACUGAUGUAUUAAAGGCAAGAUCUAAAUCUACCGAGAAUUACAGAAGCUCUGGGAGGGCCAAGAGAAAGGCUACAGUGGAAAACAUUGUAACAAAGUCAGAUUUAGUUCAAAAGCAAGUUUUACUUGCAACGAGUGAAGAUACUCCCAAAAAAGCAUAUCAACAAAAGCUGCAAUCUGCUUCUCUGCAUCACACGCAAAAGCAUGAUGAUCCUUGGGAGCCUGAUUCUAAUGGAGAUGGGGCAACUACUUCUGUUCAAAGGCGUUUUGAUCCAGUAGUCACUCAGAAACUUCAUGAUUCCUUCAAAGAAAACCAAUAUCCUAGCCGGGAGACAAAAGAAAGGCUAGCAAUAGAACUUGGGAUGACCAGUCGACAGAUCGGUAAAUGGUUCGAGAAUGCACGCCAUAGCAUGCGAGUGUCUGCCAAGGAAGCCAAUCAUGCGGUAGUCUCUACUCCUGAAGAAGGCACCAGCUCAACCAAGGCUAAAGGAAACAACGACAAGCCUGACAAGGGGGGAGUUAGGAAUUACGCUAGCAAUGGAAGCAAAGGGAAAAAAUCUGUUGGAGAAAGAAAUGAUGAGGUUGGAGCUGGACGUGACACCAGCAGUGGAGAAAAAAGGAAAGAUACACAGGAGAAUAACCGGAAGAAAGCAAUAGAACGUGAACUGAGAAAGAGGAGAAAGAGCAGGUAACAUUUCUGGGGAUCAUCCGAUGGUAGCUUGGCUCUUCCGAGCAUGAAAUUUGUUGGAUUCUUUCAAAAGAGUGUGGGUGUUUAUACCAGGUGGAAAGUUGUGGAAUCAGUGAAUUUUGGAGGAGAGACAAGCACUGUCAGCAAGUUUGUAAUGGAGGAGCAUGCACGGCCUAUCUAUCACAAAUUGUGGACAAAACCAUUGACGGUUUAUGCUUGGUAAUUUUUUGUGUUGGACUGCACUGGAUGUCUUCACCAAGUAAUUUAUGUCACUACGAAAAAUGGGAAGCAAAUUGAGCCGAUUCAAGUGCCCCUUGUUUUUAUGCGCUAAUUUUGCUCGGUACGCGUGGGAGAAGAAGCACAAAACUGUGUAACAAUGUCUAGCUUUUUGAGGACGGCUGAUAGAACAUGUUUCUGAUAUUAAUCAUGUUUUGAGAAAAGUAGCUGUGACAUUUGUUUUGUUCUUUAUCUGAAUGGACAAAAGAUUUUGUGGGAGGACAAGAUGCUUUGAGGUUUCUCUCAAUGCCCAAAUUCAGUUUCUAGGAAAGUGGCAGUGCAAACAGAAAAUGGAGUUUGAUUGCUGUUUCAGGGUAUAGCCCACCUUGUUCAAACCCUGCAUUUUCUCAUCAAGAUUGUUGACUCAUAAUUGAAGAAUACAGCAAUACUAGCUUGUUUUUCUUUUGAUCCACACCUGUGAUCAAGGGCUUGCCACCAUCUUGGUUCGAUCUUGGGGCCUCUCUUUUGUUUAGAGGAUUUUAUGGGUUUGAACCUCUAUCCAGCGGUGCGAGGUUUUAGGAUUGUUGCAUGAGGGGUGUUAUUGAAGGCAUUUAUGAUUGGUUUGCAGGCUUGUGUAUCAAUUCUUUGAAGCUUAUUCUUCUUCUGAUAUCCUUUUAAGGCUGCACAUAUCGUUAAGGGGCCAAUAGUAUGACAGAUUGGUGGUCUCGUACGAUUUGGGAUUUCUGUGCUUCCAUUUCUAUGCAAUUCCAUAUCUUGUUAUCAGACUUUACUAGUAUUUAUUAAGGCUGUGAAAAUUGCUGCCAAAACACACAAAAAGCUUGUUCUCUAUGCUAGGACUGUACACUUUGUACGGUGCAUGACGUACAUUUUCAGCGCUAUUAGUUGGUCAAAAUGUGGUGGUUAUCAACUUAUCGGCCAAUUAAAUCAAACUUUAUGAAUUCUUCUUAUCUCAGCAAAAGAGGAUUUGGAAAAUUUUGGAUGGUUUUGAACUUUUUGUAUUUAAGCUUUAAAGCUUGUUCCCCUUGCGAGGUUAAUUCAUCUUAUACGCAAACAGUAGUUGUGUUUCAGCUCUA
Messenger RNA from Elaeis guineensis (African oil palm), 4250 nucleotides. The record is from RefSeq and is a predicted model, not a curated record. Lineage: Eukaryota; Viridiplantae; Streptophyta; Magnoliopsida; Arecales; Arecaceae.